Molecule: messenger RNA, 1599 nt
Organism: Letharia columbiana
Lineage: Eukaryota; Fungi; Ascomycota; Lecanoromycetes; Lecanorales; Parmeliaceae
Exons: 1
Coding region: 1-1599 (532 amino acids)
Source: RefSeq, a predicted model, not a curated record
AUGUUCGCCAUCAUCUUAAGGGGUCUGCUCCUCGGCUCAAGUACCGUCGCAUCACCUCUUCAGCUUGCUGGCCCGAAUAUCCUCAACGCUUCAUCACUUGACAGCUCAGGCGCAUUGACCUCGCACGCCUCGAACGUUUUCCAAUGCUUCACUCCUUCAUUCCCGCCACCAGGGCCCUUCUAUCCUAUCAAAUACCCAGGAUGCACAGAUGCUGCUGAUGAAAUACUUGCAAACGUGCGAGGGGAUGUGCCGUUGCUCUUCAGCCGCAGCGAAAGCGCAGAUAUCCAGCUUCCGUGGCGAGCGCGCAGCGCUAAUUGUGUGAUGGCUCUGGAUGUGCUUAAUGACGACGAUGAAGACAUCAUUGGUAUCCAAGACGCGCGGGGAAUCGCUUUAGCUUUAUGUAGCAAUUGUGUCAAGGGGUAUUACAGGUAUGGUGGGAGAACGCCAGUGGGACCAAGAGGAGUGGUUUAUAUCUCGGUCUAUGGGACCAUGCCACUUUCAGUCGGCGCCGCAAGCCCAGUGGCACCUCAACCGUCUCACGUCGUUUCUACGCGAAUCGAGCGUAGAGAUCCAGGCCUGCUCGAUGCCCCAUCACUUGCCAUCACUGGUAUACCCAUUCUAAACACUUCCAAUGCGGACAAAGGGGAAUGUUUCAGCGAAUCUGGUCCAUUGGCCCGCAAACCUCUCUACCCAGUCAAGUCACUGGACUGCAUGAACGCCGCCGACGAGAUGAUGAAAAACAGGCGAGCUCGUAACUGGAUGACAUUCGGCCGGAGAGCUGGCAUGGACUUCAAACUUCCUUGGACAGCGCGGAGCAAAUCUUGUGUUGUCACCGUGGAUGCCCUCAACGAUGUCGACUUUGACACAAUCGUGCUCUUCGAAGUAUACCUAACGGCAUUGAACCGAAUCGGAGAAUGCACGACGGGCAAAAACAUCUUUGGCGGGAGCAAGGUAGUGGGACCAAAGAACGUGAUGUACGUUUUUGUUUUUGGGAUUGGAUCGCCGCUUCAAGUGUCCGCACCCGCUUCGCCUGCACCCACUCACGUCGUUGCUCGAGCGCAAAUCGAAAACAGCGAGCUGAGCCUGCUAAAGCCGCAGGCCACCGAACCACUGAACGUGACGACCGCACCGACGACAAACGCCUCCACUCUCCGCGGCGUACCGGAAUGCUUCGACCCACCCUCCCCCCGCGAGCAUUCCGUCCCCAUCUCGAACUUCGCCGACUGCGAAGCAGCCACGACAGAGAUAGCGGGUUCCCGACCCCCGACCCAAACCUACAUCUUCAGCCGGAGGCCCAGCGCGGACCCGGACCACUACCAGCUCCCCGCGACGUUCCGGACCGGAACCUGCGCGGUCCAUCUGGACAUGGAGUACGCGGACGACGAAGACUCGGUGAGGUUGUCUUACGUCGAGAGUACGGCGUGGGUGCUGGCGCGCAAGUGCUCGGGCUUGGAGAACCCGCAGGAGAAAUGGGGCGGGACGAUGACGGUGAGUGUGGGCGCGAAGGAUCUGAUCAGGGUGUCGGUGUACGGGGUGUUACCGGGCCCACUGGACAAGCCUUCGCCGUCUCCGGUCGCACCUUUGCUUGGGAGCGAAUAA